AUGGCCUGCAUAAAUAUCGAAGAGGUGCUCAAGAAGCUCAAAUUAGCUGAAAAGGUCGACCUGCUGGCAGGAAAGCCUCUGCUUGUCAAGAAGGUCUCAGGGUUUGAUAUCAAGGAACAUGGUCCGGAAAGGGAAGCUGAUACACCCGAGACGGCUGCUCUGCUCCGAAGAAUCGGCAACGAGACCAUUCUUCUCGUUUUCCGAUCUGUCGGCGACGUCGAGCGAGGCAAGGUGACGGCCGCGCUUAAGGUCAAGAACACCGGACGCACCAAGGGCGCCGAAACUGCCAGAUGUACAUCCAGCCUAAGCAAGCUGCCAAGAUCAACCAACCGUCCCGUCAAAGAACUUCAUGGCUUUGCCAGGGUUGAGCUUGAAGCUGGCGAGUACGAAGCUGUCAUCAGCGAUAGCAGUGCGAUUCGCGAGGACAAGGCUGUUCGGGGCGGGCUCGUCCAAUGUGCCGGCGUCGUAUUGGUGGAACGGGAUCUGAUUCGAGAGUGCACUUUAUUCCUCUGUAGAUGA
Metarhizium album ARSEF 1941 is the source of this 519-nucleotide messenger RNA. RefSeq lists its product as uncharacterized. NCBI's taxonomy places the organism in Eukaryota, Fungi, Ascomycota, Sordariomycetes, Hypocreales, Clavicipitaceae. The transcript is spliced from 2 exons. The record is from RefSeq and is a predicted model, not a curated record. The coding region runs from base 1 to 519 and encodes 172 amino acids.